GCAGAAAGAAAGGGCAGUUUCGAGGAAGUGACGGACGAGACACAGGGGACUGGUCAGAGGAAGUUUGCUCGAUGGUGGUGCCUUGCUGCUGAGCCAAACUUUUCCCCCUUGAGCGCCAGCGGCACCGUGGGUCGGGACGGUCGGAUCCAGCGGCGGAGGGAGCUACGCCAGCAGCUCUGAGGAAUAACUUGAGAUUGGGAGAAAGAAGGGAUCGCAGAGGAAUUUCACGCCAACCAACUAACCGCCCCCCUCCCCUUUUCCUUCUCUUCCCCGCGCCUCCUCCGAUUUUUUUUCUGGGAUCCGCGAUGGGGAAGGAGCAGGAGCUUCUCGAAGCGGCGCGCACGGGAAACCUGGCCGCAGUGGAGAAGCUUUUAUCCGGGAAGCGACAGUCAGCUGGCACCGGGAGCGGGUCGUCUGGGACCGGUGGAAGUAGCAACAGCGGCGGCCACGGAGCCUCCUCUCAUCCGCUCUCCAGUCUGCUCAGUAUCUGGAGAGGCCCCAAUGUGAAUUGUGUGGACAGCACUGGAUACACCCCCCUCCACCACGCCGCCCUCAAUGGACACAGCGAGGUGGUGGAGGCGCUGCUACGGAACGAGGCCUUGACCAACAUCGCUGACAACAAGGGCUGCUACCCUCUCCAUCUGGCCGCGUGGAAGGGAGAUGAACAUAUCGUCAAACUGCUCAUUCACCAAGGACCUUCACAUCCCAAACUCAACGAGCAGAGCUCUGUAGACCAUAAAGAGUUCAAACGCUGUGGGCCCUUUGACCCCUAUAUUAAUGCCAAGAACAAUGACAACGAGACACCACUGCACUGUGCUGCUCAGUAUGGCCACUCGCAGGUGGUGCGGCUGCUGCUGGAGGAGUUGACAGACCCCACCAUGAGGAACAACAAGUUUGAGACUCCACUGGACCUGGCAGCGCUGUAUGGCCGCUUGGAGGUAGUCAAGCUGCUGCUCAGCGCCCACCCAAACCUGCUCAGCUGUAACACCAAGAAACACACGCCGCUGCAUCUGGCCUCCCGGAACGGGCACCUGUCUGUGGUGGAGGUGCUACUGGACGCUGGCAUGGACAUCAACUAUGAGACUGAAAAAGGCAGUGCCCUCCACGAAGCAGCCUUGUUUGGGAAGGCAGACGUGGUACAGAAACUUCUCAGUGCAGGUAUCGACGUGAACAUCGUCGACCAGAAGGGCCUGACAGCGCUGGACACUGUCAAAGACAUGCCCUCCCAGAAGAGCAGAGAGAUAGUUGCUCUCGUCCUAGGUCACAUGACUGGAAAACCCCCCGACAUUGACCUUCCCCCUCCACCAAUCCCUCCGCCUCAGGAGAGCCCCAGCCCACGGAAGAAGGGCGAUCUGGAGAAGGUGAGUGAGUUGAUCUCGGGGCUGGCCCUGGGGCCCGAGGAGGAGAGCCCGUACGAGGCUCUGUUUGAAGCCACCUCUUGCCACUCUCUGGACAGCCUCACCAGCGGCAAGUCCUCUGACAGAGACUCCGGGCGGCCGGAUAGCGAAGCUGGCAAGAAAGAUCGCCUGGUCCACUCCUUACAUCCUGGGCCUGGUCAUGAAGAAGAGGUGAGCUCAGAGGCCCUGUAUACUAACAGCAGUAUUGAUGAGAGAGGCGAGCCGGUGGAAGAGGAGGAGGAUCACACAUAUGAGUUGUUGCUGACUGCACAGACCAAAGUCCCACCGCCCAGCCACGAGUCCUACUCCCAUAAAGAUGAGAAUACCACUAUACAGUCUUCCAACAGUGUCCUACCUCAGCGUAAACCCACUGCCCCGAAUGACCUCAGGGCCCCAAGCAAGACGAAAGACACCCUGCACCCUCCUGGGCGAGCGGGCCGAUGGGCAUCAGGAGAUAACUCCCAGCUCAGCCAGGAUCAGGGAGCAGGUGUCCCGGAGCAGUUCACUGGCCUCCUGCACGGAUCCUCUCCCGUCUUCGACUGCCGUGAGGAACCCUUCAGGCUUCCAGGUGUUCUGCCGCCCAACCAGGGACAGCCAGAGUCAAGAAAACCUGCCAAAGUAAAAGAGGAAGUAGCAGCAGCUGCACCACCGCCUAGCCGUCCCAGUAUGGCUGCCAUCCUGACAGACUGUGACCCUAAGGCAAUUUAUGCGACUGUGAACAAGGAGCACAGGGACUCUGGGGCUGGGGCAGUGUCUGGCGUUAGGAUGCGCCCUCCUGGGGACCUGAAACUGGCACGCAGUCUCUCCAAGUCUGACUCAGACUUGCUCGUGUCGCCUCCUAGUGAGGAGGAAGGAGGACUGGGAAACCGGAGCGAGUCUGUUUCUAACUGUAGCACUGGAAAGAAGAGGCUUGAGAAAUCUCCCUCUUUCACCUCAGAAUGGGACGAGCAGACACAGACGACUUCUCCCUCCACAAAACAACGAAGAUCUAAUUCCUUUGACAGAAUCGAGAAGAUCAUGACACUGAUUGGUGCUGGCAUCGAUUUUUCCAGAGAUCAGCAAUAUGCUACACCAGCAGGUGCUGCAGGCCGGCUGCUGGACCAGCCCGUGGGAGACUGGCUGGAGCACGUGGGGCUGCCGCAGUACGAGAGCAAGCUUCUCCUCAAUGGUUUCGACGACCUGCACUACAUGGGGAGCAAUGUCAUGGAAGACCAGGACUUGAGAGAGAUUGGGAUCACAGACCCGAGCCACAGGAAGAAGAUCCUGCAUGCAGCGCGCUCGUUACCUAAGGUGAAAGCGCUGGGCUGUGACGGCAGCAGCUCCCUGUCCUCCUGGCUGGAGAAUCUGGGACUGCAUGAGUACUUACACAACUUCCUGGCCAGCGGCUACCGCACUCUGGACUGUGUCAAAAACCUGUGGGAACUGGAGAUUGUCAACGUGCUAAAGAUCACCCUACUUGGUCACAGGAAACGCAUCAUUGCUUCCUUAGCAGAGAGACCCUAUGAAGAGCCUCCCGUCAAACCUCCUCGUUUGUCUCAGAUCAGGUGCCAAGACCUGCCUGGAUCCCAGACCUCGUCUCCCCUCAGUCAGAUGGAGUCCUACACGGGACGCUCGAUGGACCCGCUGCUGCCUGUUGGAGAACCAGGGAGGAAAAAAGUGCCAAAUACCGACUAUGAUGUCACCCAAAGAUACCGCAGUGAACGACACAGAACUCAUGAACGGUAUGAAGAACGGCAUCGAGAGCCUCGCCUGACCUUGCGGCCGCCCAGUCUGGCAGCACCGUACACCCCGGUCCAGAACUGGCAUCACCAACCUGAGAAACUCAUCUUUGAAUCCUGUGCUUACGAAGCCAAUUACCUCGGUUCCAUGCUUAUUAAAGAUCUGCGGGGUACUGAGUCCACACAGGAUGCUUGUGCCAAAAUGCGGAGGUCGACAGAACAAAUGAGAAAAGUCCCGACCAUCGUCCUCUCCAUCACCUACAAGGGUGUGAAGUUUAUCGACGCAGCCAAUAAGAACAUCAUCGCAGAGCAUGAGAUCCGGAAUAUCUCCUGUGCAGCCCAGGACCCCGAGGACUUGUGUACGUUUGCCUACAUCACCAAGGACCUGCAGACCAGCCACCACUACUGCCAUGUGUUCAGCACAGUAGACGUGAACUUGACCUAUGAGAUUAUACUGACCCUGGGCCAGGCGUUUGAGGUAGCCUAUCAGCUGGCUCUGCAGGCCCAAAGAACCAAACAGCACCAGAACCUCCCAGCGGGACACGGUUCAGAGGUCAUCGAGGGCAAGUCCGGCCGACCCGUACCCAAACCACGAGGCAGCGUGCGGAAGUCAGCGGGAGACAUUGUGGACCAGGAGGGGGAUGCUCAGUCCCAGAGCAGUGCCACGUGGCUCAUGGACCCCAAGGAAUCCAAGCGCACCAUCAGCACUAAGUAUGAGACCACCAUAUUCUGAGCGGACCCCCCUCUUCCUCCUGACCUCUCAACCUGGGCCUGGUCUCACCCCCUUCCUUCCCCUCCCUCUGUGUGCCUUUCACUGUGAUUCUGCCUCUCUUUCUCUCUCUGGGCUGGACCCCCGCCCUCCCCCGUCUCCCUUCAGCCGUCACUUGUGUCCUGCUUUUAGAACAACACCACAACAACACGCCGCUAGUGCAACCCUUCCACUUUAUCGCCUCCUCUUCCUCUUGCUGGUAUCGCUCACACAACCAGCCCCGCCACUCACCUUCACUGUUACACUCCUUUCUGUUUACCUUGUUUGCUUCCUGAACUCUGUGCCCAGUGCUUCCAUUUUUCUUUCCCCCAGUCAACAUCCUAGUAUUUACUGUUGGUGAUAAGCUCUUUUUUUUUUUUUUUUUCCUGGUGCUUUUCUCGCUCUAUUAGGCGAUGGCCGCUCUGAGGCUUUUCACUCUGAUCUUUCAACUCCUGACUCCUCCGAGUGCUGAGAAAAUCUGAUUUACCACAGCCAAGAGUGACCCACUGCACACGUCCUUGUCCCUGGAUGGACAUGUUUCCUGAGGAAACUGAGAAACUGGUUCUGUAAUUCUAUGCAUCAGUUGGACUUUAGCAGACUGUUUCUGUUCAGCGGGAUGCAGGUUGUGGUGUUACAGAGGUUGCACAGGAUUAACUGGGGUGGGGGGGGGGCUUUUCACCUGUCAGCGUCUGCUCGAAGCCAAAGGAGGCUAAGAUCCUAGCACUGUGAUGAGGUUCUUUUGGAGCUAAUGAAGUAAGCAUUUUGGGGGAUUUUCUUGUGGGGAAAAUGGGAAUCAAAAUAGGGCACGGAGGCUGAAGUGGACCUGCAUGUUAGUGGUCCUUGUUGCUCCAGAAAAUAGACAGUCUGAACUGUCAUAAGACUGGCAUGCCCUCCUUUGUCUGUCAAUCAGAGCACCAGGAUUUAAACCUGAUGCUUCUUCUGGAGUGAACUUACUAUAACUAAGCACUUUUACCAAAUCCCUGAGUGUGUAAGAAUAAGUGCAUCUUCCCCUGUCUUGUCUUUUUUUUUCUUCUUUUCACGAUAAAUGCCUUCUCUGUUCAUCCUGUCAGCAUGGCCUUUUGUUUUGCCAAUCACAUCAUGUUAAUAUUUCACUGCUGCCGGAGAAAAGAGUUAAUCAUUGUAAAGGGGGAUGGUAAUCCGUCACCAUCGUGCUGUUUGUGUCCAUUCGUUCAAAGUUAUUUUUACUUUAUUUUAACUUCCCUGCUUUGUGUGCGUGUGUCUGUGUCCCUUCCCUAUAGCUGAACACUGUGGCCACUCCCAGCCAGUAAGAAACGACAGGAAUGAGCCCUGUUGCAUGGUGGGUAGGAUGUUUUUUUUUUUUUUUUUUAUUGGAAAGGUGACCCACUUCCCAUGCAGCAGAUCGCAUCACCAGUUGGAUCGUGCUCGCAGCCACAGUAACACACAGGCCCGGAGACAAACAGACGUAAAACUUUCAUCACUGCACGCUCCAUCGGUUCAUCUGACCUCACCGACUUCAUCAGACACGCACAAACACACACACACACACAAACCUCUGUUUAGCUUCCUGUCCAUCAGAAAAUGAUGCUUGUCCCAGCCAGAUGUUUUUGUUAUGCUCUGUGCAUUUCCUGGGGAAUGAAUCGUUGGCUCCUCUCGGCUGUCAGUCUUACAGGCCUCCCUCACAGGGAGCUCGUGUUUACUCUUUCAGGAGAUGUACCAGCAGGUUUCAAUGCAGAACUUGUAAUUAAAGUGGAAGUGGCUGAGAUGAGGAACGUAAUAAUUUUUUUUUUUUUAUGAUACAAAGGUACAAACUGUCAGUAAGAGACCUCACACUGUAGGUACACACUCCUUCCUGGAUUAUUUGUCCUGUAUCCAAACAUUGUAGCGUCUCUUGAUGACCGUCAGCCUCUCAUCCACAGUACACAUGCAUAGCUGUGAUAAAUGAUGUCAUCUUGCACAGGAGGAACUCUCUAACCAAACUCAAAGGGCAGAGGAACUGACACUACAAAGACUGUUUUAUAGUGGUGUUAACAGGGGGUGGCUUUUAUUUGAUUUGAAAGUUUUCUCUCUCUUUUUUUUUUUUUGGUAUGUUUUAAAUGUUUUUUAGGGCAAUGACGUGUCCUAAAGCAGGAACUGGAUCAGGUGUGGUUCACUGCAGCUCUGUCUCCUUCCCUGCCUCUUUGUUCAGUUAAUCUAGACAAGAUUAUUCACCAAACCUGCCAUGCAGGCUGGUCCGUCUUUAGAUUUUAGCUGCAGAGCAGAACAAUAGGGCGCAGCAUGUUUCUCCUAGCUAACUCCCAGUAUGUUGACUGUUAAUGGUACUUUUUGGUCAGCUGAUGUGUAUAUGGGUACGUAGUUAGGUCGUUUUGAUUUAACUGUUGUUUAUGUGGUACGUUGUCAGGCCAGUACGAUAACUCUAUGGUACACUGUCUUCAGCUCGCUGGUGUCGGCACCUUCAGCCAUCAGCCUGGUCCCGUUCUGCUUUUGCACAUUGCUGAGGAUCAUGAGAGAUAUUCUGGGACUAAUCUGAUGACAACAAUGAUGAGAAUGAUAUUGUACAUGAAUCUAGCGGUCUGUAUUUUGAUACUUGAAUGAUUUUUGCUUUUAUAGAUAUCUAUAUAUAUAUAUAUAUAUCUAUAUAUAUAUAUAUAUAUGUAUAUGUAUGUAUGUACGUAUAAUUUUUGACAUUUGUCAAAAGAGAGAAAAGGACUAUGUCUUAUAAAGUUAAACAUAUCGUGAAUAAAUACCCUGUGAUUUAAAAAAAAUAAAAAAAAAAUAAAAAAAAUAAAGGCUGAGAAAACAAUGACUCAGAAGAGGGACCUCACUUCAGAAAAAAAGAUUGUAAAUAAUCUUGGGCUUCCAGUCUUUUUUAUGAUUAUUUUUCAUAAUUGUACAACUAAUAAAUGGCGCAAUUAGAAAUGCUG
Seriola aureovittata is the source of this 6766-nucleotide messenger RNA. RefSeq names its product ankyrin repeat and SAM domain-containing protein 1A-like. Gene Ontology annotation, cellular component: cytosol. The transcript is spliced from 27 exons. The record is from RefSeq and is a predicted model, not a curated record. NCBI's taxonomy places the organism in Eukaryota, Metazoa, Chordata, Actinopteri, Carangiformes, Carangidae. Gene Ontology annotation, molecular function: protein binding. Bases 306 to 3848 code for a protein of 1180 amino acids.